Epinephelus moara (kelp grouper) is the source of this 1880-nucleotide messenger RNA. RefSeq names its product dnaJ homolog subfamily B member 6-like. The coding region runs from base 241 to 1056 and encodes 271 amino acids. Gene Ontology annotation, molecular function: ATPase activator activity; Hsp70 protein binding. Gene Ontology annotation, cellular component: cytosol; endoplasmic reticulum membrane. Gene Ontology annotation, biological process: protein refolding; positive regulation of proteasomal ubiquitin-dependent protein catabolic process. The transcript is spliced from 8 exons. NCBI's taxonomy places the organism in Eukaryota, Metazoa, Chordata, Actinopteri, Perciformes, Serranidae. The record is from RefSeq and is a predicted model, not a curated record.
CGAGCAGGCAGCUGUUAAACAUUUGAGGAGGAGAAGAAGAAGAUGGUGGAGUCAGAAACAGGACGUUGCGUCUACUCUGAAAACCUGCAGAUUGCUGAACAUGAAUAAACCUGUUUAGGUUCUGACACAACCUAAAUAACAGGCUGUCUGUCUGACCUCCAUAUCUGCUGAGAGCACAGACAGCUGGACUUGAAUUGGGUUCAUCAGGCUCACUGAAGUUCUUCCCUGCAUCCACUCAUCAUGGUGGACUACUACCAGGUUUUAGGAGUUCGGAGAGAUUCGUCUGCAGAGGACAUAAAGAAAGCCUACAGAAAGCUGGCGUUGAGGUGGCACCCUGAUAAAAACCCAGAGAACAAGGAGGAGGCUGAGAAGAAGUUUAAGGAGCUGUCAGAGGCAUAUGAAGUUCUGUCUGAUGCCAACAAGAGGAGCAUAUAUGAUCGCUAUGGCAAAGAGGGACUGACGGGGAACAAUGGAGGAAGAGGGGGCCAUUUCCACAAUGGAGAUCAUUUCCAUGAACCAUUCACAUUCCGCAACCCAGACGACGUCUUCAGGGAAUUCUUUGGAGGCAGUGACCCAUUUGCAGACUUUUUUGGUGCAGAUCCAUUUAGUGAUGAUCCAUUUUUUGGCAGUGGCCGGCGGCACCAAAGUCGGGCAAACCGCAGCCACCGGACAGGUGGCUCAUUUUUCGGGGGCUUUGUUGGUUUUCCUCCCUUUGGUGCUGGCUUCACACCUUUUGACCCAGGCUUUGGUUCUUUUGGCUCUAUGAGCACCAUGGGUCAUAUGGGUCACAUGGGUCACAUGACAACCAUGGGCAGUCUGGGAGGUGGAGGCUUCACUUCUUUUUCCUCCACUUCCUUUGGAGGAGGAGGAGGUGGAGGAGGAAUGGGCAACUUCCGCUCUGUGUCCACCUCCACCAAGAUCAUCAAUGGCAGGAAGAUCACUACUAAAAGAAUUGUGGAGAAUGGUCAGGAGCGGGUGGAGGUGGAGGAGGAUGGGCAGCUUCGGUCAUUAACCAUUAACGGUAAGGAGCAGCUGCUGCGACUGGAACACAAGUAAAGACAGAAGCAUCAUCUGCUGGAGAAGUGUUACCUCAGCACAAACAUACCAACAAACUUGAGCUCCAAACAGAAGGAGAAAAAAAGCAACAAAACAAUGUAAUAAUAGUGCUCUACUGUUGUUUGGAUGUAUAUACUUAGGUUGUGUUUAUUUCCCCUCAUGUCCUCUCCCUGCUGACUCUCAUUUGUUAACCAAUGAUUCAAAUCAGACGAUUUGGAUGCAGACUUUUCUAUGCAUUUUGUUAAUGUAUUUUUGAAUUGGAGCUGUCCUUAUAUUUUGGCUCAGGGUGGUGUUAUUGUUUCAGUGUUUGGGACCACAGUAUUGUUCUAAUGUAUAUGACCAGAACCCUCCCUUCCUCCCCUCCUUAUUCUUUCUGUAUGCGCUCCACUGUGUGUCGGUCUUUGUGCAGACAGCACCCACACUGUGUUCAGAAAACAAAGCAUGACUUUGCUUUUUCAUCUGAAUAGUGAAAAAAACAACAAAAGUGUUGAAUUUGAUUUUAAAAAGUGGGUAGGAAUAACUGAAGCAUCUUCCCCCUCUCUAUUUACUGCUUGUCUAACCUCUUCUUAGUAAUAAUUCUUUUUUAUUAAAAAAAAAUGCUGGUAGGAUGAGUUAUGCAAUUUUAUAUGUUCUAAUACCAAUGUGUUUUUUGUUUAUUUAAUUAUGCAUGUACACCUUAUGAUGUUGAGUCUUAAUGUUACAGCUGCAUUAUGAUGCACAAUUAAUGGAAGGCAUUCUAUAAAUGAUAUAUGGAUAUAGAAGGAAUUUUGUGUACUUUGUAAACCAAUAAAUCUGAGCUUCAUCCUGUUUUCAGGAUGCUAAAA